UCAUCUCUUCAGCAAAACACAACAACCUUUUGAAAUGUACUUCUUUGGAGUGUUUUUGCUUUUGGUUGGCACCCACAUCUGCUUGAUUGAUGCGAACUUUGGAAAUAGCGAAGGAAACGACUAUACUUAUGGAACCCAGGCUUCGACCGAUACCCUAAUCGCUAGUGAGACCGUAACGAAAAGCAAGACACUUUUUGGUACCUCUACGAAAACCUAUACCCUAACGCAAGCGGGAACGGCAAAGACAAUCACGUACAUCAAAAUCACGGAUCUGAAGAGAAUGCGAGGUGCUACGGCCGAAAUUACUUCUGGCGGUGUGGGUUCCACCACUGUCACCAUCAAAUUCACUUCAGCCCGAAAUGCUGAUAUCAAGUCCCAAGUGGUGAUAUAUGGAUCAUAAUUCUGUACGAAUUAU
Messenger RNA from Drosophila takahashii, 415 nucleotides. RefSeq lists its product as uncharacterized. Lineage: Eukaryota; Metazoa; Arthropoda; Insecta; Diptera; Drosophilidae. The record is from RefSeq and is a predicted model, not a curated record.